Messenger RNA from Pogonomyrmex barbatus (red harvester ant), 2097 nucleotides. RefSeq lists its product as uncharacterized. Lineage: Eukaryota; Metazoa; Arthropoda; Insecta; Hymenoptera; Formicidae. The record is from RefSeq and is a predicted model, not a curated record.
GGAAAAAUUGUGCCGCGCGUAAACGUCAGAAGGGAAAGGCGUUGCGUUAUUACUUUCGAUGUAAGACUCCCCGCGCGCUCUCGCGAUAAUUAUCAUCAUCGUCAUCGGCCGUGUCUCGUGGUAGGCAAAGAUAUCGCUGGCGGUUCCGCGAAGCACACGGUCUCUUCUCUUUCCGCCAUAGGUGGACGUUACAUCGUGUGACGUCAAUGCUCGAGGUGGGUACCAAUACUAAAUCCGUGUUUAAGGGAAGAGACUGAUGAUGGCAACGGUGACGGCGACGGCGGCGACGACGACAUAACGAUGGCAACGUCGGGUCCAUCCAUUGAGAGGGAACGGAAGAGCUGACGUCAAAGAGGAGGGCAUCCUCGAAGAAGAGGGAGUCGCCGCGCGCGAACGAAGACGAAGCUCUACUUGGGGCCCCGGCCCCAACUCCGGCCCCCCAGCCACGGCUUCAGGGGCUGCACAAAAUGCGGAUGAAGGAGAGGGGGAAAUUAGUCAUGUCUUCGCGUGUACUGGCACGCGCAAGCCCCCGUUUAAGUGGGGCAACACCACCCACGUUCACGUUUGCGAGCAGGAUAAAAAAUCCUUCGAGAAUCAGGGAAUACUCAGUUUUCAGCAAACCAUUUAAACGAGACGAUCGAGCCGAUAGGAAAAGAGGUACUGCCUCAUCCCUCAGUCUUACGAGAGUCAGUUGUCAAGUUCGAAUGACCGAUCCGCGUUCAGUGAUCUGCCGAAGAGAUUCAUCGGCGAUUCUUUCGCUAAUUCUUGCACUGGUCAGCGCCGCAUGCCGGACCUCGAUUGGCGAAUCAUCACAGAAAACCGUGCAGCUGAAAAACAGAUUGAGAUACCAUCGAUUUCGCCGAAUUUCGAAAAGAAGCUCGAUAGAUAAAACGACUGCACUUUGCUGAAUAAUUCAGUGGAAAAGCAAUCAUCUGUCAGGCAAAAGAUCCCGAUUUCCUGAUCCAGUCAUCUUAAGCAUUUAACUAAACAAAUGUCAUUUCACGGUGUUUGAAGAAACAAGUGAUAGAAGAAAAGCAAAGAAUUCUAAAGUUAAAAAGGUGGAAAAGAAAUAUACAUGAUAAACUUUCAAAGGAAAAUUUCGGGAAAACAAGGCUAUUCGGAGUAAGGAGAACUGAGGAAACAAGAAGGAAAAAUAAAAGCGAUAACACACAAUAAAAACUACUGACCUCCACGGGGGUUCCUUUGUGUGAGUUUUGGGUCAAAAAUCUACCUAAUUCUACCUAAUGGCGGCAUUCAACGCAAGAUUUUGCCUAUUUACUCUGGCUGUGAGUGUUAUCGUUUGUACAUUACUCGUUCAAGGUCGGAGUCUGAGACGUCGACACGGUCAUCAUCCUCACUCGGAUUAUUAUGACGAUGGAGAAUGGUUGCCGCGUGAUUUAUCGGGGCGCCUCGAAGAUAAUUCGGAGUACUAUCGCGAUUCCUACAGACAGGCGGAGAAACGCCUCCGUAACUCUCGGAUCCCUGAUCGUUCCUCGGAAUAUGAGAAUUCGAAGGAGCGAGUUGCGUCAUCCAUCCGUCGGUACAAACAUGAGUUCGAUUUGUGGAAUCGCGAGUCCUCCUCGCGACGAAAGGAGGACUCCCCGCGCAAAUACAACGACACGACGUUUUCGAUGAGAUUCUUCAACAGGAGGAAGCGUUUUAAUAAAUUCGAGCCGAGCCCCGUGGAGCACAAUGGCCAGAGUUCCAUAAACGAAGCUAAGGAUUCUGUCAGAUACGAGAUGGAAGUGAGGGAGGCGCAGAAUUUGGCCAUCUGCAACUACACCGUGGAAUCGAUACCGGUACCGGAGAAUCGGAGCGCCCGGGUACCAAGGAUCCUGGAGCACAUCAAGUGCAAUCAUAUCGGCAGCAGGUGCCAGGGCACCAACACCGCCUGCUGCGUACAGACGUAUAGAAAUAUCACGGUGUUCUACGGCGACGGUACCAGUGAGAUAAUGAAGAUCUACGUGGGCUGCAUAUGCGCCCUCAAGUUCAUGAGCAGAUACGCGUCGCCAUUCACCAACGAUUGACAUCGAAAUCUCGAGAGGCUAGUGACGAUCCGCUUUGGUGACGAUUCGCUUCGAUCGUGGUUCGGUAGGU